Molecule: messenger RNA, 309 nt
Organism: Durusdinium trenchii
Lineage: Eukaryota; Dinophyceae; Suessiales; Symbiodiniaceae
Source: the annotation of a GenBank genome assembly
AUGGCCUCCAACGUUCAAAUUGCGGCUAGGAGUCCAACUUCCAUGUUGCUAAGCCGCAUGAAGCAGGCCGUCGAGGCGGAUCGUCAUGGUCAGCUGCGAGGUCCCGGAGAUGGUGGGCUUCGGCCCAUCAAGCAGUCGGCAAAGAAUGCGAUCGAGGCGCUCAUUUCAGACUUCAACCUGAACCCUAGCUGUGCUUGGAUGUUGCGGUCUUUGACUCCAGACAAGCAGAAAUUGGCUGCUAAGAUCGACCCAUCUGGCCAAGAUGAUGCGUCAGGGUACGUGGCUGAAGAAUUAAAAAAGAUCGUCUGA